AUGAACUCAUGGCACUCAAGCUGUAUAUCUCGACAGCUCUUGCGUCUUCGCGUUUCCCAACCACGGCCAGCGUCAGACUUCUUUCCAACUACGCCUUGUCGACGCCCCUUCUCCUAUUCUAGCCCGAGAAGAGCGGAGGUCGGGCGCCGCCACCACGGCCCGGCCUCACGGGUGUCGGUGCAACGGCAUUUGGUUCAGACGCGUUCUCGGGUCGCGGCUCUCACAGCCAGUCUCGGUUUGCUUUCUCUCGCUCUCUACGUCUUUCCUACGCCCCCCACUACAUUGGAUGCUCACUAUGCAUCGUCACCCUCUUCUUUCAAGCCCCAGCCUGCCCCAUCUCCGGACAACUCCCCCGACAACCGGGACCCCGAUCUGCCUCGCUUCCGGAUAGCCGAAGUUCGUAAACAUGGAGCCGACUCUGAACAUCCGUGGGUCAUACAUGGUAACAAGGUAUAUGACAUCACGGAUUGGGUACCCGCUCAUCCUGGUGGCCAAGUUAUUCUGCGCGCUGCUGGAGGACCGAUAGACCCCUAUUGGGAUAUUUUUACGAUUCACAAGAAUCAAUAUGUCUACGAAAUCCUGUCCCAAUAUUUAAUUGGUUAUGUUGACCAAGCCGAUCUUGUCAAUGGCAAACCUGCGCAAGAGCAAAUCGAAGAUCCUUUCGAAAAUGACCCGGAGCGGCACCCGUCGCUUAUUACGCGGACAGAUAAGCCUCGAAACGCGGAAACGCCAGGCGAACUGCUUACUGCACAAUUCUUGACACCAAACGAGCUCUUUUACGUUCGUAACCAUAUGUGGGUCCCCACUAUCCAAGACUCCAAGUCAGACGACCACCGAUUGACCGUCGAGUUGCUUGAUGGAACAAUGAGGGAAUACACUCUGCGGGAACUCAAGACAAGGUUCCCCAGCCGCAAGGUCACUGCCGCUUUGCAAUGCUCUGGUAAUCGCCGCAAGCAUAUGAGUGAUGACUCUGGACGACAAACGAACGGUCUGCCAUGGACAUCUGGCGCUAUUUCCAACGCCUCGUGGGAAGGUGUUCUUCUUUCACACGUACUGGCCGAUGCCGGAUUUGACGUUUCGGAAGCGAUGAGUGGUUCGAGCGAAACACAGCACGUUCAAUUCACGGGUCUGGAAGCCUAUGGUGCAUCCAUUCCCAUCAAGAAGGCUAUUGAUCCACAGGGGGAUGUCCUGCUGGCAUACAGCAUGAAUGAUAAACCGUUGCCGCCAGAUCACGGAUUUCCCCUAAGAGCCAUUGUCCCCGGCCAUGUCGCUGCUAGAUCUGUUAAGUGGCUGAAUCAUAUUACCCUCAGUGACGAAGAGAGUACAAGCCAAUGGCAGCGCAAGGACUAUAAGUGCUUCGGUCCCAACCAGACCAAGGUCGACUGGGACGCAGCUCCUGCCAUUCAAGAAUUGCCAGUCCAAAGCGCCAUCACUACUUUGAAGCUAGGUGAAUGGCUCAACUCCAAAACGGAACCCAACGUGUUGAAAAACGACCAAGAUCAGACGGUCUCAUCGCAGAGCCCUCCCCCUCCCCAGCAAGAAAUUAGCAUGAGUGGAUACGCAUUCUCCGGAGGUGGUAGAUCCAUCAUUCGCGUAGAUGUUUCUCUGGAUGGUGGAAACUCGUGGACUCAAGCCUGUCUUCUGCCUGACUGCGUUUCCAAAAAUGGUAUGCCAUCGCCCUGCCAAGGCCAUGGGGCUUGGUACUGGAAGCGUUGGGUAUUUAAAGGAGGUGUGCCGCUGGAUGCAUUCAAGCACAAGCACAAGCACGGAGGCAGACCCGACGAUCCGGUGGCGGCUGCUGCAAAUGCAAAGAUUCCGGACAGCGGCCAAAAGCGGUGUACUACGGUAUUGGUCAAGGCAACCGAUGAUGCUUACAAUACGCAGCCAGAAAGCCAUGCCGCAACUUGGAACUUCCGUGGCAAUCUAGCCACGGCUUGGCACAGAGUACAGGUGUGCACUGAUUGCUCUCGCGCAGCUACCAGUAAUAACAACACACGAAAGAAGUCUAGUGAUUGA
Metarhizium album ARSEF 1941 is the source of this 2016-nucleotide messenger RNA. RefSeq names its product Oxidoreductase, molybdopterin-binding domain protein. The transcript has a single exon. Lineage: Eukaryota; Fungi; Ascomycota; Sordariomycetes; Hypocreales; Clavicipitaceae. Gene Ontology annotation, molecular function: oxidoreductase activity; molybdenum ion binding. The record is from RefSeq and is a predicted model, not a curated record. Bases 1 to 2016 code for a protein of 671 amino acids. Gene Ontology annotation, cellular component: mitochondrion.